CGACUGUCUCCUUCGUUUGCCAUAUCUUGUGUUUCUUUGGCCCACAGUAUCGUCGUUCAACUCCUUCCAAGAUGGCGCUUCUGUCUGACAAGCUUCAAGAGUUUACCAUCAAGGCAGCCAAUCAAAGCCAAAUCGAACUGCACGCUAAGGCUUCUUAUGUGAUUUGGCCUAGAGCUCAAAGCUUCGAGGAGUAUUGGGAGGUAUAUAAGACGGAGCGAAGGGAAGCACCAUGGGGUAAAGAUGCAUUCCAAACUUGGGUUCUUGUGCACAGGGAUGACCCAGAAGGUGAGGUCUAUGCUGCAUGUAAAACGUAUCGACGAAAGGCGUUUGUCAAACAUCGAGGAGCCGAUGAUAUCGAAGAUGGAUAUGUGUAUGGUAUUGCCUCGGUAGUGACUCCAAAGCAACAUCUUCGCAACGGUUACGCGACUCGCCUCUUGAGCCUUCUGCAUCGAUAUCUCGGUCCUGAGAACACACUCCCUCCUGUACCAGAAUCAUGGGGCAAAGACCAGCCCUAUAUUCAACUUCCCCCUGAUAUCGCACCUAAAAUACCGAAAGCCUUAGGAUCCAUACUCUGGUCAGACGUCGGAUCGACCUUUUAUUCGCGCUGUCUGAGUGGUCAAGGUCGACAGGGAUGGAUCGUAGACGAUGCCUUGAACGGAGAGCUUGUGUGGAAGAUCUUGCCCAGCGCCGAUCCUGUAGAAGAAGUGUAUACCUGGAUUUAUCAAGAAGGACUUGUUUCAGUUGGCCAGGAAUUGUCUGUGCGUGCUCAGAACGAACUUAGGAAAUCAGAUACUACGGAGAGGUCCAUCUUCUUGCAAGACCCUGCAAACCCUGGGACCCUCUUCUUCCUUCCGGUGAAAAGCACAUGGUUGAACCCCGAAUUCAAGUCUCUUCCUGUGGGACUUCGCAUCAAGGCAUCAUCCGGUAACUCUACAGAAGAUGCUAUCGUCCUAUUCACCGUAUCCAAUCGUUCCAUCAGGAAACGCUUUCUCAUAACCUUAAUAUCCAAUCUUGCCCCUUUGCAACUCCCAUCUGUCCUGAAAGCAUUCGACAUUCUCGCCGCCAAAGUCGGACACGAAGAAGGAUGUGCUUGGGGCCUUGAGGCGGAGAGUGAGCUGGUGAAAGCUUGGAAGGCGCUUUCGGAGAGAGAGGCUAGGGUGGGGAGAAGGGAGGAGGUUGAUGGGCAUCUAUUGGGUGUCGCUUGGUAUGGUCCGGAAGAAGACAGGGGUAUGCUGGGAGACGGGCAGAUGUGGAGCUGGUGUUAGAGCAAUUGAUUCUAUUAUAUGUAAUACGAGUGCAUGUUUAUGGGUAAAAGCGUUGAUUGGUUUUUCGUAUCUUUUG
Messenger RNA from Cryptococcus deneoformans JEC21, 1341 nucleotides. Its product is annotated as expressed protein. Lineage: Eukaryota; Fungi; Basidiomycota; Tremellomycetes; Tremellales; Cryptococcaceae. The transcript has 5 exons. The record is from RefSeq and is a predicted model, not a curated record. Bases 72 to 1265 code for a protein of 397 amino acids.